Molecule: messenger RNA, 1992 nt
Organism: Symbiodinium sp. CCMP2456
Lineage: Eukaryota; Dinophyceae; Suessiales; Symbiodiniaceae
Source: the annotation of a GenBank genome assembly
AUGGUCUUCUUCGGGGCCCUUAUGGAUCAAGGAAUCAUUGGUGCCGAAGAGCUGCGGAAGGUACGGGGGCGGAAGCUUGCAGCCCGGAAGCGUCAAGCAGUCUGGGAGAGGUUUUCUCGCCAGCUUUUCACUGUUGACUCCAUCCAGAAGGCGUCGCCCGCUAAAGAAGUCCAGCGUGCCCUGUACCGCUUCGCGCAGCAGAACGUGCCCAUGCCUUUCCUUUCCACUUGUGAGCUCAUCGAUAGCGAACUGAGCUUGGAGGAUGAAGUCUACGUUUGGCCCCAGAGCUCGAUUGGCUUCGUGUCGCUGCCAAGAGUGCUGCCGUCGGAAAUGGAGCUCGGGGAGCCCGAGGAGCUUAAGCCGUCGGAGCAGCGACUUUGGGAGGAGUUUUCCAAGCAGCUGGAACUGGUGGAGGUUUCCGAAGCUUCUUCACGUGAGCAGGUGCGGGAGGCUUUCUCCCAGUUUGCACAUUUUGUCAUGCCACGGUCUUCCGCGGCUCUCGUGCUGGAUGGCAAGCUCGUGAAGGAUGGCGAGGGGAACCGGUACCGCUUCUCAGAGCUUGGGGGCUUCGUGCGACUGAGUGCUUUCAUGCGUUCAGAACAAGAUAUCCUCGACAAAUGGAUCGACUGUGACAAAAUCGAGAUGGACCAACUGACAGCUGCUGCAGUCAAGUUGAAGGCCCUGGUGCGACACCAGAUGCAUGUAACACGGGAGAACACGAAACGCAGCAAUUCCGGGCUUGCCAACGUCAUGCUGUUCGCUUGCUAUGCUUUCCGCUUCCUCAUGGGCUACGAUGAUGCGGAGACGGAGGAGGUGGUGGCUUUGAAUCUGAUUGACAACUUUGACCAGAAGUUGCAGGAGAUUGAAUCAGAGGGCCCGUGCAGUCCAGAAUUCUUUGACAAGCAUGCUCUUGAGCAAGUCAAGACUACAGAAGCGCUGUCCCCAGAAGGCCUUGGACUCCUUGGUCACGAAACCUCAGAAGUCAACAUCUUCCGCUUGUACUGGUUCUGUCCGGUCGUUCAGUCCUUUAAGGGCCGGGCUCCCGGAAGGAGCGAUACCAAGGAGGGAGGUUGUUGCGGAUGGGUUCGUGCGCACAUGGUCCUUGGGGCAAUGUUUGGUCUCACAGGCUUUCUUCUGCUCAGCUUCAUGGUGCCGCAGGGUGAUUCCUUUACCUUUGCUUACUUCUGGGUAAGCAAGACGGACAUGUGGGAGACACGGUGCCAGGUGACGAGCUCUGUCACCGCCUUGAGCCCAUGGUGCUCGGCCGAUCAGGUCAUAACGAUGAGCCGCAUGACUCUGUCCCCGGCGCUCCAUGGAGUACCAAGCACCAGCUUGGUGUGGGUUUGCCUGGUCAUAAAAGCCGUAAUUUUCUGCAUCUUGGGCGGCCUUUUCGGAAUUACUAUGUUCAAGACUGUGGAAGGAUUGAGGCAGGCCCAGCAUCCCAUGCACAUCUUGCAAGUAAUACUCCUGCGAUGGUGCCAAAGCCAGAGAAUAUCAAUCUGGCAGCUCCAAGCUUGGAAGAUGGCAAGGGCUUCCAUCCUUCACAACGACGUGCGCCUCAUCUUGGAUCGCUUUGAGAACGUUGUCAUCUUCACCUUGGUGGUCUGCAUGCUGUUCAUCACUGAUGCAGUGGUUCAGUAUGUCGUGCGGAGCAAACCUCCGAACAUAGGUGCGGUCUACAUCGUCCUCGUCUUUGCCCUUUCCACGAUGCUUUGCAUCAAUGCUGCGCUUGGCUGUCACCAUGUCCAGCAGGCACACCUCAAGACGCUAUCUGCGAUGAAGGAGGAGACCUCCUUCAUCCAAAGCGUGAGCCCGGAUGGCGAAUACUUCCGAAAGUUUGUGGACCUCAUGGUGAAGAGGCUCUCGUCCGGAGGCGACUACCAGACAAAGCUUCUCUACAUGCCUCUGAACCCGGUCCUCCAGAAGUCGAUUCUGGCUUACUUUGCAGCUUCCCUCGCGGCCAUUGCCGGGAAAUUGUUCUUCGGUGGGUGA